Molecule: messenger RNA, 4337 nt
Organism: Frieseomelitta varia
Lineage: Eukaryota; Metazoa; Arthropoda; Insecta; Hymenoptera; Apidae
Gene: Nos
Product: nitric oxide synthase, salivary gland
Exons: 25
Coding region: 418-3777 (1119 amino acids)
Biological process (GO): nitric oxide biosynthetic process
Molecular function (GO): heme binding; calmodulin binding; NADP binding
Source: RefSeq, a predicted model, not a curated record
AAACAAGCCGCGCCAGCCAUAAUAAACUGUUUACGAGUUGGAAUCAAAUCUUGUUGAUUAAAAAUCUCUCAAUCUAUCUGUAAAAGGAUGGUCCCAAUAACAUUAUGGAACAACUUCUCAUAAAUGUGGCAGACGAGCGUUGAAAAAAUUGGAGGAGAAAAAAAAAUGUGCGAUACAGAAGAGUGUAUUUGGCUAAAACAUUUCGGCGCGGUAAAUCAAUGGCGCAGCUCCAUAGCGCAUGUGAAAUAUCGCGGAAUCUGAGGUCUGAGUUGGAAGGGGGCUUGAUAUCUCUCCCUUUUCACGGGGAUGCUCGCGAGAGGAAGUUAAGCCAGUAUACGUGCCGCGGUAGUCUAAUAUACAAGUGGAGUUGUGAGCCAGGGGUACGUUUUUGCCGAGCAGAAAAGUCAUAAAGUCAAGAUGAAGGAACACGAGGCAACGGGUGUCUGUCAGAAGAAACCAACGAAACUCCGUAACCUCAUCUACAAGACUGAGGCUUUUGACUCUCUGCAUGCGGGAAAUGCAGAGAAAACAUUGUGCUCUAGUCAAGUGUGUCUCGGUAGCGUUAUGCAGAUACCGAUUCAUGGAACAGAACCCCGUUCAAGAGAAGAGAUCCUUGUACAUGCAAAAGAUUUCCUCGAACAAUACUUUUCUUCCAUCAGAAGAUUAAAUAGCGAGGCACAUCGUAUUCGUUGGGAAAGUGUGCAAAAGGAAGUCAUGGUUCUUGGUACUUAUCAACUAACUGAAACUGAAUUAGUUUUCGGAGCGAAGUUAGCGUGGCGUAAUGCUACAAGAUGCAUCGGUCGUAUUCAAUGGUCUAAAUUGCAAGUAUUUGACUGCCGUUACGUUACGACAACUAGCGGCAUGUUUGAAGCUUUAUGCAAUCAUAUUAAAUAUAGCACGAACAAAGGAAACAUCCGAUCUGCAAUAACAAUAUUUCCGCAACGUACGGAUGGAAAACAUGAUUAUAGAGUAUGGAACCAUCAACUAAUCAAUUACGCGGGAUAUAAAAAUCCAGACGGCACUAUAAUUGGUGAUCCCGCGAAUGUCGAAUUCACUGAGCUAUGCUUGAAAUUAGGUUGGAGAAGUGCACGUACUCGUUUCGACAUACUGCCAUUAGUAUUGUCAGCAAACGGUCAUGAUCCUGAUUACUUCGACAUUCCAAGUGAACUCGUUCUCGAAGUACCUCUUAGUCAUCCAACAUAUGAUUGGUUCGAAAAGUUGGAAUUAAAAUGGUUCGCGGUUCCUGUCGUAUCUGGAAUGGUAUUCGAUUGUGGGGGAUUAGAAUUCACAGCCGCGCCAUUCAAUGGAUGGUACAUGAGCACUGAAAUUGGAUCGAGAGACUUAUGCGAUGUUCAACGAUAUAAUUUACUAGAGACAAUUGCAACUCAUAUGGGAUUGGAUACAAGAACAUCCACUUCGUUAUGGAAGGAUAAAGCUAUGAUCGAAGCUAAUGUUGCUGUUUUGCAUAGUUUUCAAGUGAAAAAUGUGACGAUUGUAGAUCACCACACUGCUUCGGAAUCUUUCAUGAAGCAUUACAAAAACGAAAUGCGAUUAAGAAAAGGAUGUCCAGCCGAUUGGCUUUGGAUCGUACCACCGAUAUCGGGAUCAGCUACGCCUGUGUUUCAUCAAGAAAUGGCUCUUUAUUAUUUAAAGCCAUCGUAUGAUGCUCAGGAUCCUGCUUGGAAGACGCACAUUUGGAAAAAAGGACGGGAUAAAAAAUCAACGUCCAAAAAACCAAGACGAAAAUUCCAUUUCAAGCAAAUUGCAAGAGCAGUAAAAUUUACGUCCAAAUUGUUUGGAAGAGCCUUAUCUCGAAGAAUAAAAGCUACAGUAUUGUUUGCCACGGAAACUGGCACAUCGCAAAUGUAUGCUGAGAAACUUAGUGAAUUAUUAGGACACGCUUUCCAUUCCCAGGUACUCUGUAUGUCAGAUUAUGACAUCAGUAAUAUAGAACAUGAAGCUUUAUUACUAGUUAUAACAUCUACCUUUGGAAACGGUGAUCCACCAGAAAAUGGCGAAGCUUUCGCACAAAAUUUAUACGCUAUGAAAAUGAAUGAAACGUACAUUAAUAGUGACAAUAAAAUAAGCUUAGCAACUUCAAAAUCGUUCAUUAAAGCAAAUAGCCAGACGGAAGUGAGCAAUUCGAAGAAACUCGAUAGAUUAGAUUCUCUUCGUGGUUCUACCACAGAUUCUCAAACGGAAGACACUUUUGGUCCUUUGAGCAACGUCAGAUUUGCUGUUUUCGCGUUGGGAUCAUCGGCAUAUCCAAACUUCUGCGCUUUCGGUCGCUAUGUAGAUAACUUAUUAGGUGAAUUAGGCGGAGAACGAUUGUUGAAAUUGGCACAAGGAAAUGAAAUGUGUGGACAGGAACAAGCUUUCAGAAAAUGGGCAGCCGAUACUCUUACUGUUGCGUGUGAAACAUUUUGCCUAGAUGACGAUGAUACUUUGCUCGAAGUUGCUUUGUCUUUAGGAUCAGAAGCUCUAUCAGCAGCAACUGUUCGUUUUGUAGAAGCUGAACCUCAACCAAUUGGGAAAGCUUUGAGCAAAUGUCAUAACAGAAACGUUACUACUUGUAAUAUGUUUCGGAAAACAAAUUUAAGCGGUGAUUCAUCAAGUGGAACUACGUUACUCUUGGAACUUGACGAUAUGGCAAGUAUGGAGAUAUCAUAUAAACCUGGUGAUCAUUUAGGAGUUUUUGCAUGUAAUAGAUCAGAAUUGGUCGAAGCAAUUUUGAAACGAGUACAAACUCCCUUUGAUUUAAAUACACCGAUCGAAUUACAAGUGCAGAAGCAAUCUCAUACUCCGAAUGGAAUCGUAAAAACAUGGAUGACUCACGAUAGAUACUUACCUAACUCCUUGAGAAUACUACUAAAAAGAUUUCUAGAUAUCACAACACCACCAACACCGAAUCUUCUUAGAUACUUCGCGUCAAUUGCUACUGAUCCAAAAGAACAAGCUCAACUCAAUCUUUUAGCUUCUGAUUCAGCAGCAUACGAGGAUUGGAGACAUUGGAAAUUCCCUAAUUUAGUAGAAGUAUUAGAUGAAUUCCCAUCCGUAACACCUUUCGCGCCCUUAUUAUUACUCCAUUUAACUCCUUUGCAACCGAGAUUUUACAGUAUUUCUUCUUCUCCGAAUGUACAUCAAGGACAAAUACAUCUUACCGUUGCUACUGUACAAUAUAAAACACAAGGCGGUUCUGGGCCAGUUCAUUAUGGAGUUUGUUCUAAUUAUCUACGCGAGAUAUCAGAUGGGGAACCUUUGUAUGUAUUUGUACGUAGUGCGCCUAACUUUUAUAUGCCAAUUGAACAAAAAGCACCAAUGAUAUUGGUUGGUCCAGGAACUGGAAUUGCCCCCUUCCGAGGUUUUUGGUAUCAUCGCCUCGCAGAGAUGAAGCAACAACCAGAUCUUAAGUAUGGAAAAGUCUGGCUAUUCUUUGGUUGCCGUCAAAGAAACUUAGAUUUGUAUAGGCAAGAAAAAGAAGAAAUGGUAAAGGCUGGUGUCCUAGACAAGGUUUUUUUAGCUCUUUCACGAGAACCCGGAUUGAAAAAAACAUACGUACAAGAUCUAAUUCAAGCAGAAGCCUCACAAAUUUACGAUAUGUUAGUAUACGAAGGAGGUCAUUUUUAUGUUUGUGGUGAUUGUACAAUGGCAGAAGACGUUUACCAAACUUUGAAACAUAUUAUACAAACUCAUGGUGAAAUGACUGAUAAGCAAGUCGAGGCAUACAUGUUAUCAUUACGCGUAAGCUGUUGUUACAAUUUUGCUACUAAAUAUUAAAUUUCAAUUACAUAUAUAAUUGAUUUUUAGGAUGAAAAUCGUUAUCAUGAGGAUAUAUUUGGUAUAACUUUAAGAACAGCAGAAGUACAUAAUCGAUCGAGGGAAACAGCAAGAAAUAGAAUGGCUGCAGAGCCUUAAGUGUCGUUGUAACAUACAUGUAAUCUUGAUCAAAAUUUUAAACAAUUCUGUAGAUAGUUCUCAAUUAUGCAUAUUAUGCAUUCUUUAUGCAGAAAUUAAAUUGAAAAUUAUUGAAAUAUUCUUAUUCUCUAACAUAUCGUACUACUAUAUAAUUUACUAUAAUUUCAUGAUCAAUUAUAAUAUACAAGUUUCUAAUAUACGCGUAUAUUUUUGAUGAUAAAUUACUUAGAUUUAAAUUAAAUACUAGAAAGAUUAGUGUAUCUUUGUUUCUAGUAUAAAAACAAUAAAAUUACAUAUCGAGAUAAUCUUGCUCAUUAUGAAGUUAAUCAAUGUUUCAACUGAUUCAUAUUAGCAAUAGCGUUAUUACAAAGAUAUAAAACGUGUAAUAUAAAAAAUUAAAUAUAUUUCAUUGCAUUCAUUAA